Molecule: messenger RNA, 1435 nt
Organism: Belonocnema kinseyi
Lineage: Eukaryota; Metazoa; Arthropoda; Insecta; Hymenoptera; Cynipidae
Product: Kv channel-interacting protein 2
Exons: 6
Coding region: 613-1245 (210 amino acids)
Molecular function (GO): calcium ion binding
Source: RefSeq, a predicted model, not a curated record
UUUUCUGUUUACAUGUUUGUUAUUAUUCUGAGUGAACGAACAUACCGAAAGCGUGCUCCUUUUAAUGAAUUUUUCAUUGUUUCACCUGGCACAGUUUCCUAGAAAAUAAACCAGUGUGAAUGAUCUAGUUUUCUCAUACAAGAUCACCUCUCGCUAUUCGGAGAGUUUUUUUUCGAACGCGGAUUAAAUACACCCCCAUCAUCUUCGAUCCAGUACCCGAUUCUCUCUCUUGGAUACAACCAUAAAAAGCGGAAAAACCGCCUACAAGAAGAUCCUAUUUUUACCUCGCGAUCCGGAUUGAAAAUAUAUCAAUUUUAUUAUAAUCGAAAUUAUAGGGUAAUAGUGAAAUUAAAAAUCGGGUGAGCGUGAUAUUAAAUCAUAAAAACGCCCCUUUUGGCAAGACGGACAAGAUGACCAAAAACGUGGCAGUGAACAGGUGUGCCGUCAAUAAUGUAAACAAUGAGGGAAGUAAUUAUAGAAAAUAUGAGAGUGCUCGUCAGUGACAUUUCCGAAAAUGCGAGAUUUCUAGUGGUUCAUUCUUGAGGGUUGAGGGAAAAAAUUUCCCGGGCUGUUUUUUGUAAUUUGAACAUUGCUGGAAAGAGAAAGUGAAAAAUGGCGACACCUCCGGAUUCACCGGAAGUGGAAGAUGCCCUUUUUGAGUUUGAAAAUCCGCGGGCUCGUCACCAAAACACGAGGCCUGUUGCCCUCGACGAACUCCUGAGACAGACGAAAUUUUCCAGACAAGAAAUACGGGUCAUGUAUCGUGGAUUCAAACAGGAGUGCCCGGAAGGAGUCGUCCACGAAGAUUCGUUUAAGGACAUUUACGCAAAAUUCUUUCCUCAUGGAAACUCCAGCAUCUACGCCCAUUACGUGUUCAAAGCUUUUGACGUGAACUGCAACGGCGCCAUCAGCUUUAGGGACCUUCUAGUAACCCUAUCUACACUUCUGCGUGGAAGUGUAUAUGAAAAAUUAAGGUGGACAUUUAAAUUAUACGAUGUUAAUGGAGAUGGGUGUAUAACAAAAAGUGAGCUUGGGGAGCUAGUUACAGCGGUUCAUGAAUUAAUGGGACGAAGACACCAACACGCUGCUGAAGAUGAAAGAAAACUUCGAGAUCAAUUGGACAGAGCUUUCCGGAAGUUAGACCUCAAUGAAGAUGGUGUUAUAACCAUCGAGGAAUUCAUUGAAAGCUGUCUCAAAGACGAGGUGGUCACCCGGUCGCUGGCCAUGUUCGACAGUGAGCUUUGAUCUCCGGCUAAAGUAGCAUCCUCCACCCAAGAGGUAGUACCUUCGACAAUUUCUACAACCAGCGGACAUGACUCAUCGACAUGGUCUAACUCAUCCUCGACCUCGCCAUCGCCGCCCUGUUACACCUUGCUGCCACGUCUAGCGACAGCGGCCUCAUCACCAGGUUUUCCCAAGAACCAAGACCAAAAAA